CUCGCCGCCCUCCAUGUUGUUUAAAUUAUCCAGUUUGCCGGUUUACGUGGAGGCAACGUUGGUGUUGCGAGAUGUCUGAAAAUCGUAAGGGAUACCGAUACGGAUACGCAAUCGGAAUCGAAAUGAGCUAUACGAACCUCCUGCGCCAGCAAAACGUGGUGGACGACUGUCAGCGGGUGAGUUGCAACCGCGGUCCGGCGUCCAAUCUCUCAAGACGCUGUGUGAUCAGCCGGGACAUCGUGAUCGGAUGCAGGAUGGAACAAUGCGAUCCAGACUUGCCAUAUAUGCUGGAGCCCACGUGGAGUGUCUACCUGCGAUCCGGUCGUGAUGGCGGUGAUCUGUCCCGCUUCGUGCGGAGGGCCACCUUUAAGAUGUCGCCGCGACUGCCGCUGAGAUUACACGUGGCGGACAGUGCUCCGUUCGAGAUCAGCGAGGUGCUGGGCAGCGACUUUCCUGUGGAGGUGCAGGUGCAGUAUGUGGACGCCCGGAUGUCAGCCACCUCGUACGUAUUCCGACCCCGAGUGGUGCGUGAGGGGCAUGGCGGGAUCAGCGAGGAGGUGACCGACAAAAUGAUAUUCGUGAAUCCCACGCCCUCGAUGAGGUUGAGCCUCACACCCGUUUAUGUUCCGUGUGUGAGUGGUCCGCCCAAGGCCAGGGUAUCCUCCGAGUCCCAGUUGGAGCGCCCCGAAUCGGAUAAAAAGGGUGAGCGGGAGGAACGGGAUCGGGAGCAGGUUGGCGAUGUGGCACGGCAAACGCAACCGCACCCCACUCUGCUCAAGAAGCGCCUAAGUGUGGGUGAAAACUACCCUAACAGCCACCAGUAAAUUAUACUAUUCACAGCACCAAAAUAACACAUCAACACCUCAACGCCAAGGUCGGAACCGCCCAUUUUGUGUGUAUGCCUCAUCCUGGGGUGGUUCGCUGCU
This is a messenger RNA of Drosophila suzukii, 926 nucleotides long. RefSeq lists its product as uncharacterized. Gene Ontology annotation, cellular component: NuA4 histone acetyltransferase complex. The record is from RefSeq and is a predicted model, not a curated record. Lineage: Eukaryota; Metazoa; Arthropoda; Insecta; Diptera; Drosophilidae. Gene Ontology annotation, molecular function: histone binding. Gene Ontology annotation, biological process: regulation of transcription by RNA polymerase II; chromatin remodeling.